Messenger RNA from Aegilops tauschii subsp. strangulata, 1755 nucleotides. RefSeq names its product endo-1,4-beta-xylanase 4-like. Lineage: Eukaryota; Viridiplantae; Streptophyta; Magnoliopsida; Poales; Poaceae. Gene Ontology annotation, molecular function: hydrolase activity, hydrolyzing O-glycosyl compounds. The record is from RefSeq and is a predicted model, not a curated record. Gene Ontology annotation, biological process: carbohydrate metabolic process.
AUGAGGAAUUUUGUUGAGAAAUUGGUGCUCUCUUUACUAUGGAUCUCCCUGUUCCAAGGGUGCAUGGUCCAGUCUGUGGAAUAUGAUCAUACAGCUAGUAUUGAGUGCCUGCGUGAUCCGAUGAAGCCCCUCUACAAGGGCGGCAUCAUCCAGAACAGCGAGUUCAACAACGGCCUCAUGGGGUGGUCGACCUACCGGAACAACAAGGCCGGCGUCGGCAAGUCGGCGUCUGGCAACAGGUUCGCCGUGGUGCAAGGCGCGAUCAGCUCCCUGUUCGGCGCCGGCGACGCAGCCGCCUCGCAGUCCCACAGCGUCUACCAGAAAGUCCAGAUGCAGGGCGACACCCACUACUCGCUCUCAGCAUGGUUGCAAGUGUCGGCCGGGACGGCCCAUGUGAGGGCGGUGGUCAAGACCCCCAACGGCGAGAACAUCACCGCCGGCGGCAUCGACGCCCAGUCCGGCUGCUGGACCAUGCUCAAGGGCGGCAUGACCGCGCAUGCCUAUCACUCCGGACAAGGAGAGGUCUUCUUCGAGAGCGACACCCCCGUGGACAUCUGGGUGGACAGCGUCUCCCUGCAGCCCUUCUCCUUUGAUGAAUGGGAUGCCCACGCCCGCCGGUCUGCCGACAAGGCCCGCCGGAGCACGGUUAAGGUCGUCGCGAGGGGCCCCGACGGGCAGCCAAUGCCGAACACGAACGUCAGCAUCCAGCUCCUCCGCACAGGGUUCCCGUUCGGCAACACGUUGACCAAGGAGAUCCUCAGCAACCCGGCCUACGAGAAGUGGUUCUUCUCGCGCUUCACGGUGGCCACCAUGGAGAACGAGAUGAAGUGGUACAGCACGGAGUGGAACCAGAACCAAGAGGACUACAAAAUCCCGGACGACAUGCUCAAGAUGGCUCAGAAGUACGGCGUCAAGGUGCGCGGGCACAACGUGUUCUGGGACGACCAGAACUCGCAGAUCAAGUGGGUGCGGCCGAUGGGCGUCGACCAGCUCAAGGCGGCGGUGCAGAAGCGGCUCAAGUCGGUGGUGUCGCGCUACGCCGGGAAGGUGAUCCACUGGGACGUGCUCAACGAGAACCUGCACUUCAACUUCUUCGAGACCAAGCUGGGCCCCAACGCGUCGCCCAUGAUCUACCAGCAGGUGGGCCAGAUCGACCACAACGCCAUCCUCUUCAUGAACGAGUUCAACACGCUGGAGCAGCCCAUGGACCCCAACGGCACGCCCACCAAGUACAUCGCCAAGAUGAAGCUCAUCCAGGGCUACCCCGGCAACGGCGGCCUCAAGCUCGGCGUCGGCCUCGAGAGCCACUUCUCCACGCCCAACAUCCCCUACGUCAGGGGCGCCCUCGACACGCUCGCGCAGCUCAAGCUGCCCAUGUGGAUGACCGAGGUCGACGUCGUCAAGGGCCCUAACCAGGUCAAGUACCUGGAGCAGGUGCUCAGGGAAGGCUACGGGCACCCCGGGGUGCAGGGCAUCGUCAUGUGGGCCGCAUGGCACGCCAACGGAUGCUACGUCAUGUGCCUCACCGACAACACCUUCAAGAACCUCCCCGUCGGUGCCCUCGUAGACAAGCUCAUUGCCGAGUGGAAGACGCACGCGACGUCUGCCACCACCGACGCCAAUGGGCUCGUCGAGCUCGACCUCGCCCACGGCGACUACAAGUUGACGGUGAACCACCCUUCUUCGCUAGCCGCGUCGCACACCAUCACGGUGGAUGCAGCGUCAUCCGAGCACACCGUCAGUUUGAAGGUGUAG